AUGUUCAAAAAAUCUAAAGUGGCGGAUGUGUCGGCCACUGGCCAAGUGGGGAUCAAGAAAAAAUCUAGCGUCCCCGGGGUGAUGAUAACACAGUAUAUCGAGGAGCUGCCAGAGGGAAAGACCCAUCCAGACUUCACCCGCAAACCAAUUGCUUUGACCAUCCAAGAGGGCAAAUUUGCUUAUUUUAAAGCAAUUGUCACUGGAGACCCACAGCCGACAGUAACAUGGAGCAGAAAUAAUGGAGAUGUGUCUGACACAGCAAGAUAUCAAACUAAAUACGACCCCAUUACUAAUGACCAUACAUUUGAGAUGCCAAAUGUUAUGCCGGAUCAGGCUGAUACCUAUAAAUGCUUUGCUAAAAAUGAAUUUGGUCAAGCCGUGGUCACAGUUGUCCUGAAUGUGAUUGCAGUUGGUUUCAAUAAGAACGCUGCCCAGAAACCAGCAGCUGAGGCCAUCAAUGGGAAUUUUAAGAAUGUACUCAAAAGGAAAAGUAAGGUCCGUCCGAAAUCUGAACAACCUGAGAGAAAAGAUGGGGAGAUCGAUCCCAAAUUUUGGGAGCUUUUACUUAGCGCUACAAAGAAGGACUAUGAGGCGAUUUGUGCAGAGUUUGGAAUAACUGACUUUCGCUGGAUGCUCAAGAAGCUUAAUGAAAUUAAGAAAGAAAGGGAGGAAGAACAAGCUGAGUUCAUCAAAAACUUGUCCAACCUGAAACCAAUGCAGUUCAGUUCAGACUCUUCUGCAUCCUUUGAGAUAGAUAUGGACCUUAUUGAUCCAAGCAGCUCCGUAUUCAUAUACAAGGAUGGUGUAAUGGUUCCUUAUACAAAGGACAUGGGAGAACAGAUGAAGCACACCCUUAAACAAGUGGGGAGAAAGUUUAUUUUCAGCAUGAAGGACCUUUUGCCAGACGAUGCUGGACUGUACCAGUUGGAUGUAGAGGGGGUGAAUAUGUUUUCCACAGAUUUUAAAAUCCCCAUGGUGGAUUUCUUGGUGAAAAUUCAGGAAGUGAAGGCAGUAGAGAGACAAGAUGCUGUUUUUGAGUGUGUCCUGUCAAAUCCCUUCUCCAAUACAUUGUGGUUUGGCAAGAAUUUGCCACUGGAACAGGGGGAUAAAUAUGAUAUCCUGGUUUCAGAUGACAAGCUCAUUCACACACUGGUGGUCAAAGACUGCAUGAUUGUAGACAAAGGAAUUUAUUCAGUCUGCGCGGGAAUCAAGUCUUGCAAUGCCUGGCUUGUUGUUGAAGCCGAUAAAGAUGCUCAAAAGGGAAAAAAAUCAGUAAGGAAAACAACAAAGGCAGGAGGAUCAGGGAUGGACCUGAAGAAGGUAGCCGAAGAGCAGCAGACGAAAUUAGUAAAGGACAGAGAGGAAAUAAAAGAACAGAUUAAAGCUGCUGCAGCUGCACCUCCACCUCCACCCCCAGCUGCACCAGAGCCUGAACCUGAGGCACCCAAAGACCCUGAGCCGGAAAUCGUGAAGGAACCAGAUCCACCCGUGGUAGAGGAAGUAAAACCUGAGCCUGUAAUUACCUGCACGCUGUCUGACGUCUAUGUUCUUCGUGGAAAUCCGGCUGACUUAACAGUGAAGAUCGACAUUGACUGCGACAGCUCCUGGUUCAAAGAUGGAGAGCAGUUAAACUCAGGUUCUGAGGUCAAAAUAACCAAAGAUGGAACCUCUCACAACCUGUCGAUUCGAAGCUGCAGUGAGGACGACUCAGGACUUUAUCGUUUUGAAACAGGGAGUGUCAGUACACAAGGAAAAGUCACUGUUGGAGUCGUACCUGAAUUUGACCCAGAUGACCUUCACAAAUUCUCCAAACCUGUGAUCGUAAGAGUGGGGCAGAACGCUGCCUUCAAGAUGCCCUUGACUCCUCAGGAGGGUUUGGUGGUUAGUUGGUUCAAGGAUGGCGCUGAGCUCAAUGACGGAGGAGGAGUAAAGAUCGUGAGGGAGCCCAAUCACAGCCGGCUGCUGCUCAGAGACUGCCUGCGGACAGACGCGGGGGAAAUAAAGAUCCAGCUCAAAAACCCAUUUGGGGCUGUGGAGGCCACAUCUAGGCUUAUUGUGCUUGAUCGACCAGGUCCACCGGAGGGUCCAGUGGAAGUUGUUGAAAGCACGUCAACCAUGAUUGAGAUUCAAUGGAACCCUCCCAAAGACGAUGGCUGCUCCCCUGUCACCAACUAUCUUAUAGAGCGUCAGCAGGAAGGGCAAAGUCACUGGAUGAAACUUGGCGAUGUCUUAGCUGACAAGACCUCCUUCAGAGAUAGGAAUGUGGUUCAUGGGAAGAUAUACAACUACCGCAUCUACGCAGAAAACCCACAGGGCGUCAGCGACUCCCUGGAGACGGCUGAUAGCAUUAUGGCUGGAAUAUUGAUUCUCUCCGGUCCACCCGGUGCCCCCACAGUGGUGAGUGCCACCAAGACCUGCAUCACGUUGAACUGGACCCCUCCUGAGGACGACAGAGGAGUACCAAUCAUCGGUUACCAAUUGGAGAAACGAAAGAAGGAUACAAAUCAGUGGAUUGCCCUGAAUGCAGUUAAUGAACCUAUUGAAGAUGUGAACUACGCAGUGAAAGAUGUUACUGAGGGAGCAGAGUAUGAGUUCAGGGUUGCAGCGAUCAAUGAGUCAGGAGCGGGAGAUCCAAGUCCCCCCUCUGAAAUGGUGUGUGCAAAGAAUCCCAACAUGAGACCUUGUUUUAAAGACCCAGAGGACUUCAUUGUUGUCAGAGCAGGAAACUCUGUACGUGUGAACAUUUGCUAUGAGGGUGAACCUCCACCUCAGAUCACUUGGUUGAGGAAUGAUGAGCCAAUAUCCCCGUGGAUUAGUGUCAUCAAUACAGAGGGAAUGUCUCAGCUUGUUAUUCCCUCAUCAAAGCGCUCAGAUUCAGCCAUCUACACUAUCCAUGCCAAAAACUCAGUUGGUGAAGCUUCAUUUGACAUUGAGGUUAGAGUCACAGAUGAACCCAAGUCUCCAGGGCCAGUGGAGCUGGAGCAAACAGUCCAGGACAAAGUGAUGAUUUCAUGGGCUCCAUCUCCAGACCAGGAGCUGGACGACCGCCUGUACUACAUGGUGUCUCAACACGACUCUAACACCAGAGUGUGGCGGAAUAUAGCAGAUCGCCUCUUCACUAACACAUACACAGCCAGCAAAAUCUAUCCUGGGAGAGAGUACCAUUUCCGGGUCUACGCCAAGAAUGACAUGGGACUCUCAGAUCCAUCCGAGUCUCCCACAUGGGGUGCCAACAGCAACAGAGUUCCAGUAUCUUCAUAUGGAGUUGUUUCGUCAGAGAUCAGCUUUGAGAGGCCUCCAUCUAUCUUGGUUCCUCUGAAAGUCCACACACCACCUAAAGGCUACCAACUUUACAUGACAUGUGCCGUCAGAGGAUGCCCUCGACCCACUGUAGCCUGGUACCUGAACGACGUCUGCAUCAACUCAGAUAAAAACUACUACAUCACCAACUCAUGUGGUGUGUGCUCCAUUUACAUUCUCAGAGUAAGAUCAAUAGACAGCGGAGAUUACAGAGUUGUUGCACUCAACUCACUUGGACAAGCAGAGUGUUCUACGAAACUUAUUGUGAGAGAAUAA
Molecule: messenger RNA, 3576 nt
Organism: Trematomus bernacchii (emerald rockcod)
Lineage: Eukaryota; Metazoa; Chordata; Actinopteri; Perciformes; Nototheniidae
Gene: igfn1.4
Product: immunoglobulin like and fibronectin type III domain containing 1, tandem duplicate 4
Exons: 22
Coding region: 1-3576 (1191 amino acids)
Molecular function (GO): protein binding
Source: RefSeq, a predicted model, not a curated record